This is a messenger RNA of Argiope bruennichi, 852 nucleotides long. RefSeq lists its product as uncharacterized. Bases 1 to 852 code for a protein of 283 amino acids. The transcript has a single exon. The record is from RefSeq and is a predicted model, not a curated record. Lineage: Eukaryota; Metazoa; Arthropoda; Arachnida; Araneae; Araneidae.
AUGAUUUUGGAGGAAGCACAAAUGGGUAACUCAAAAUAUCCUGCUUGUGUUGUAGAGAAGCUGAAAAAUAGUUUCUAUGUGGACAAUUGUCUAACUAGUUUACAAACUGAGACUGAGUUACAUGAGUUCAUUCAAGUGGCUAAAGAUGUUAUGCUAGAAAGGAAGUUCGACCUAAGAGGGUGGGAGCAUAAUUAUUCCCACUCCUCAACAGAAGAGGUUUCCUGUGUGACAAAUAAAAUUGUCCCAGUAUUAGGCCUGCAAUGGUCUUUAAACUCGGACACACUUUCUGUAAAUUUAAAAGAAGAUUGUGAAGAUAAUGGACCUGUUACUAAAAGGAAAAUACUAUCAGAAGUUCAUAACAUUUCCGACCCUAUUGGGUAUACUUGUCCAGUUACCUUAUACCCGAAAUUGUUGUUACAAAAACUGUGGCAAAUGAAAACAAAUUGGGAUUCUGAAUUGCCAACAGAAAUCUCUAAGAAGUUCAAAAGGUGGAGAAAUCAGUUGAGUCUACUUGGGAAAAUUGCUAUCCCUAGAUGUUUAAUAAAAGAUCCUGAUAAUGCUGGCAGUUUCAGUAUACACGUGUUUUGUGACGCAAGCAAAGCAGCUUAUGCUACCUGCAUAUAUUUAAGAAGUGAAAGUAAGAACUUGACUUCAUGUCAGUUGGUUCAAGCAUGGAGUAAGGUAGCUCCGCUGAAAGCUAUUACAAUUCCUAGACUAGAGCUGUUAGCUUGCUCUAUUAUUACCAGAUUGGUGCAAAGAGUUAUUGAAGAUUUAAAAUUAGGAAAUAUUCCAGUUUUCUUUUGGAUUGACUCCAGUACCGCCUUGUGUUGGAUAAAAGGUAGCGAAAACUAG